CUUCUCUAUUUAGUCUGUGCAAAAGUAACAAAGGCUACCUGUUUAUUAUCUAUAGUUUCUUUCCAAUUCAAAGAUGCCGCCCAAGAAGGACGCGAAGGCUUCGGCCAAACAGCCUCAAAAAACACAGAAGAAGAAGGAAGGAUCCGGUGGCGGCAAAGCAAAGAAGAAGAAGUGGUCCAAAGGAAAAGUUCGUGACAAGUUGAACAACCAGGUGUUGUUUGAUAAACCCACAUAUGAGAAACUGUACAAGGAAGUCCCACAGUACAAGCUAAUCACACCUGCUGUCGUAUCUGAAAGAUUAAAGGUCCGAGGUUCCCUGGCGAGAAGAGCACUCAUCGAACUUAGGGAAAAAGGUCUCAUCAAACAGGUAGUCCAACACCAUGGGCAGGUGAUCUACACGCGUGCGACCAAGGGCGAUGAUCCAGUCGCAUAAACUAUGAUAUAAGUUAAAAAAAA
Molecule: messenger RNA, 456 nt
Organism: Bombyx mandarina (wild silkworm)
Lineage: Eukaryota; Metazoa; Arthropoda; Insecta; Lepidoptera; Bombycidae
Gene: RpS25
Product: ribosomal protein S25
Source: RefSeq, a predicted model, not a curated record